Molecule: messenger RNA, 1346 nt
Organism: Pseudoliparis swirei
Lineage: Eukaryota; Metazoa; Chordata; Actinopteri; Perciformes; Liparidae
Product: 3-mercaptopyruvate sulfurtransferase-like
Exons: 2
Coding region: 24-911 (295 amino acids)
Biological process (GO): transsulfuration
Cellular component (GO): mitochondrion
Molecular function (GO): thiosulfate-cyanide sulfurtransferase activity
Source: RefSeq, a predicted model, not a curated record
UCGCAUCACAUCCGCGCCUCGUCAUGGCGGCGCAGACCCGGGCUCUGGUCUCGGCCCAGUGGCUGGCGAACGCCGUCAGAAACCACCUCGUCGGGCCCAAACUUCGCGUCCUCGACGCGUCGUGGUACCUGCCGAAGACGAAGCGGGACCCGAGAGCGGAGUUCGCGCGGACGCACGUGCCGGGCGCGACGUUCUUCGACAUCGACGACUGCUGCGACAAGAGCUCCGCGCUCGACCACAUGCUGCCGACCUCCAGCCACUUCUCGCGCUACGUGGGCGCUCUGGGCAUCGGGAACGACACGCACGUCGUGGUGUACGACACCAGCGACUUCGGCUCAUUCGGCGCGCCGCGCGUCUGGUGGAUGUUCCGGCUGUUCGGCCACAGUCGCGUCUCGGUGCUGGACGGCGGCCUGAGGAACUGGCUGGCGGACGGCCACCCGGUGACGCCCGACCACUGCGAGCCGGAGAGCAGCGAGUUCGAGGCGACGGUGAACCAGGCGUGGGUGAAGAGCUACGAGGACGUGUUGGAGAACACCAGGACGCAGCAGGUCCAGGUGGUGGAUGCCCGUUCUGCUGGGAGGUUCAGGGGGACUGAGCCGGAGCCCAGAGACGACACCCUUCCGGGACAUUUCCCCGGUACGAUCAACAUGCCGUUCCCUUCUUUCCUGGAUGCCUCCGGCAAGGAGCUGGAAACCGAAGGCCUGUCCAAGAUGUUCCGAGAGGCGGGCGUGGACCUUGAGAAACCGCUGUGGGCUACCUGUGGGUCCGGCGUCACGGCGUGUCACGUUGUUCUGGCGGCUCACCUGCUCGGGCACCCUGGGGUGUGUGUUUACGACGGCUCCUGGUCUGAAUGGUUUAAAAGGGCAUCGCCGGAGCAUAUCAUCUCAGAGGGAGAGGGAAAGAAGGUGUGAAGGACAGAGGCCAUGUGGAUUGUGACAAGCAGGGGUGUGAUGUUACUUUACGAGGGGAAGCAGUGGUAGGUCACUAUAAAACUAGUUUCAUAGUAUACUUUCAACUUAUACGGAGGAGAUGGUUCAUGCUGUAUAAGGCUGCUUUGCCAUUAAAGCUUGGCAUUAAAGUCUCCUCUACUAAUGCAAAUUAUCUGACCUUUCUCAACCAUAAAGGCAUAUUGUAGAAAGGUUUUUUUAAAUAUUAUAUAACAUGCUGGUUUUGGUUGUCGUUCUUAUAUCUCGUCAUGUGGCGGUAGAGAAAAGGACAUUUCCUCCCAGAGGGUAUCAAGGUCAGGGAUUUUGGGUUAUUGGAAAAUGGGCACUUUCUUGAUGUAUUGAUGGAUUAUUUUGCAAAUGUAUAAAUAAAUGGCGAGGCCGUUGUUUUGUUAUGCUUUA